UAUUUCAUUCGUCAGUUGUGUCUGGUUCGUGGUGCAGAGAGGACAUGCGUUUGAUUGUUGCCGAGACUCGUGACUCCUCAGGAAUAUCGUCCCACGGCAUGUUGAUUACACGCUUGCCGCCCCAUGCGUGAUUCGUGGUUCCAGCUCGGGAAAAAGUUCUUGUGUGACACAUAAAGUAGGUCCCUGUUUAUGACAAAUGACCGCCGAGUGAUCUGUACUUCGGUUCGUAUAGAUCAGCAUUACAACGUUAAUAUUGAAAAUUAAAGAGAAGUUACGUGAGACUGUGUAUAAAAACAAAAUGAAAAGUUCUCAAUGUUAAAGAAAGGGCUUCAAAUACCAAAAAACUGUGCACAAUUCAAUAGCAAAAAGGAAAAAUGUUGAGCAAAGUGGUAUGGUGAAAUAUUGAAGUGGUUCAUGUAUUGAAGUGACGCAGAGAAAGUUGAUGAAAAUUGAAAGCGAGCUAAAUUGAUGUUCGAAUCGAAACAGGAAACGGAUACAAUGCUGCUGGUGUUGAACAGUUGGAUCGGACUCCUGCUUGGAAUCCUCUCGAUUUCAGCAUCUCUCGGUCUCAAACUCAAAACGGUGCGUAUACCACCGUACAAGUUUCGCAGUGAAUCAGCCCUUCUGGAAUGCCACUACGAGCUGAACGGUCAACGUAAAGGGCACAGUUCACUAGACGGCACUAAUCGGCGACAUCACGCCUACCAAAAUGACUAUCUUAGUGAACGCUACGAAGAGGAGGAAAAGCUCUACUCCAUCAAAUGGUACAAAGACAACGAGGAGUUCUACCGGUACGUGCCGUCCGCCUCGCAGCCGAUCAAGAGCUACAAAAUCGAUGGUAUCCGGGUCGAUCCGAACCAUUCCGACGGUACGAAGGUGUUGCUGCGUGGGUUAACACUCAAAUCCUCCGGUAUCUAUCGCUGUGAGAUCUCGGCCGAGGCGCCCAACUUUGAUUCGGUUCAGGGCGAAGGUCGGAUGGAUGUGAUAUAUGUUCCCAAAGACGGACCUCACAUAAGUGAUAACGAAGUGAAAAGUUAUCAAAUAGGCGAAACGAUGGAGCUAAACUGCACCUCGGGCCGUUCCUAUCCGGCCUCAACUCUCCAAUGGUACCUCAACGAUCUGCUCGUAACAGACCCAAACAACAUCAUUCACUAUCCAUCGAUACAAAGUCAACAUGGGUUGAUUACCACCUUUCUUGGGCUGAGCAUGGUCGUGAACCAUCGGCACUACAUCGAUGGAAUAAUUCGGAUAAAGUGUGUGGCAAGCUUAUCGCCCGUCUUAUGGCGUGGCGGACAGGAGAGCAUCGUCCAGUGGGAGCAACCAGCCAUCGACAAUCGUGUUGCCAUGCUUUUGGUAAAAAGUUCUGGGAACUUGCAAAGCCGAAAUCGUUUCCUGUACAUCGCAUUAGUGAGUCUGUUACUUUAUCUACAAAACGUUAUAAAUACAAGAAUAGAAUAAAGCCUGCGUAAACGUUAAGGAUCAAAAUCACCGUGUACAUUAAAAUCAUGAUUAGUGAUAAUUAGCAAUGGUUUUUGGGCUACAUUACUGUCAACCCGUAAACAACACAAAUCCACAAACAAAAUCUUGUUACAAAUGAUUAGUAGUGUGAGGAAAACGGCAGAAUCUUUCACAAGAGCUUAUUGUAACGAAACUAAACCAACCGCGGCCGCGUACUGUUUUCGAGAGGUACGCUCUUAAAGUACUCCAGUUAUCCAAAUGCAGUGUAAAACAAUCUACAUCGAAUCGAUUUUGUAAAUAGUACAUGAAACACAAAUUAGUUGAACAUUGAUUUCAGUACUCGAAUGUACUGACAAGCUUAAAAGGAAAACGAAGAUAUGCUGAGGAAACCCUAGGGGGUGGUGCAGAUAUAGCAAUCAUUUCAUCACUCUACUGCGGUGCAAUCAAAAACAAACGAAAUAUGGCAUUCGCAAGCGGAACAAUAAUCUACAUAACGUUCAGAUAGGAUACAAGUAGAAACCGAAUUCAACUAGUACAUUUGCUGUAGGUGGUCACAGCACAGCAGGAAAAUCAGUGGCGAAUUGUUUUGCAUAGAAACGAGAAGAACGCAAGAAAAGGGUAAAUAAACUUGUUUUUUUGGGGAAAAAA
This is a messenger RNA of Anopheles stephensi (Asian malaria mosquito), 2106 nucleotides long. RefSeq lists its product as uncharacterized. Lineage: Eukaryota; Metazoa; Arthropoda; Insecta; Diptera; Culicidae. The record is from RefSeq and is a predicted model, not a curated record. Bases 469 to 1458 code for a protein of 329 amino acids. The transcript is spliced from 5 exons.